CUAACAGGGAGUUAGCACCUCAGAGGGAGGCAGACCAGCAGGCAGGGUGCUGCUGUACUCUUGUUUUACCAGACCUUUGUUCCUUGAACCUUGUCCAGUUGCACAGGUUAGGCCUGCUUCUGUACUCACUGCAGGAGAAAGGGGAUGAGUGUGGAGAAACAGGAGUAAACAGACGACAGGUUUUCUUUUCCUCCUCUACUCAACCUUUUCAUAGCUGACAGCUUCUGGCGGACGUGCAGGCAAGAUGAUAGCGGCUCAGCUUCUGGCCUACUACUUCACUGAGCUGAAGGAUGAUCAGCUGAAGAAGAUUGAUAAGUACCUGUACUCCAUGCGUUUCUCUGAUGACACACUGAAGGACAUCAAGAACCGCUUCCGCAGGGAAAUGGAGAAUGGACUCGGCCGUGACACAAACCCCACAGCUGCUGUCAAGAUGCUGCCCACCUUCGUCAGGUCCAUCCCUGAUGGAUCAGAAAAAGGGGAUUUCAUUGCUCUGGAUCUCGGAGGUUCGAACUUUCGGAUCUUGCGUGUCAAAGUGACACAGGACAAGAAGCAACCCGUUCAGAUGGAGAGCCAAUCUUAUGACACUCCUGAUGACAUCAUCCAUGGUAGUGGGACACAGCUCUUCGACCAUGUUGCCGAUUGCCUCGGAGAUUUUAUGGAGAAACAAAAAAUUAAGGAUAAAAGAAUCCCUGUGGGAUUUACAUUCUCGUUCCCCUGUGUCCAAUCCAAACUGGAUGAGGCUGUCUUAGUGACAUGGACAAAGAAGUUUAAAGCUAGUGGUGUAGAGGGCAUGGAUGUUGUGAAGCUCCUGAACAAAGCAAUUAAGAAACGUGGGGACUAUGAAGCAGAUAUCAUGGCAGUCGUGAACGACACAGUCGGCACUAUGAUGACAUGUGGAUUUGAUGAUCAGCGUUGUGAAGUGGGAAUUAUUAUAGGUGAAAAUUAA
Messenger RNA from Nematolebias whitei (Rio pearlfish), 946 nucleotides. RefSeq names its product hexokinase-1. Bases 245 to 946 code for a protein of 233 amino acids. Lineage: Eukaryota; Metazoa; Chordata; Actinopteri; Cyprinodontiformes; Rivulidae. Gene Ontology annotation, cellular component: cytosol; mitochondrion. The record is from RefSeq and is a predicted model, not a curated record. The transcript is spliced from 6 exons. Gene Ontology annotation, biological process: intracellular glucose homeostasis; glycolytic process; glucose 6-phosphate metabolic process. Gene Ontology annotation, molecular function: fructokinase activity; D-glucose binding; mannokinase activity.